AUGACGACCAAGACCAACAUCACUGCGUACAGCGAGGGCACGCCUAACGGACUGAAAGUCCACAUUGCUCUGGAGGAGCUUGGCCUGGAGUACAAGCUUGUGCAGAUUGAUAUGUUCAGGAACGAACAGAAGGAGCCGUGGUUUACCGAGAUUAACCCCAAUGGACGUAUCCCGGCCAUCACCGACAAGACAGCCGACGGCGUGGAGCUCAAGAUCUUCGAGUCGGGAGCUAUCCUGGAGUACCUGGUGGCGACAUACGACAAGGACCACCUGAUCUCCUAUCCUUACGGGACCAAGGAGCACUGGGAGACAAUCAGCUGGUUGAUGUGGCAGAUGGGUGGUCUCGGACCUAUGAUGGGCCAGUCCAAUUUCUUCACUCGUUCCGCGGUGGGAGUCCACCAAUACUCGAUCGACCGUUUCGUCAAUGAGAGCCGCCGCUUGCUUCGAGUUCUGGAUGGCCAUCUUGAGAAGAAAGGGACCGGCUUUUUGGUUGGUGAUCGUCUCACCAUCGCCGACAUCGCCAUCUGGCCGUGGGUUUCUGCCACCAGGUUCUCUGGAUUACGCGCCAUAGAAGAGUUCCCGAACGUCUCCAAGUGGUUCUGGGGGUUGCUGGAGCGUCCAGGCUUCCAGAAGGAGGAGGAGAUGAACAAGCUUUCUGGGGCCACUGUGAAGUGGAUCGCAGAAAGCAUGAAAAGGGAUGCCGAGGCCUGA
This is a messenger RNA of Chaetomium fimeti, 711 nucleotides long. Its product is annotated as glutathione S-transferase. Lineage: Eukaryota; Fungi; Ascomycota; Sordariomycetes; Sordariales; Chaetomiaceae. The transcript has 6 exons. The coding region runs from base 1 to 711 and encodes 236 amino acids. The record is from RefSeq and is a predicted model, not a curated record.